AUGGUUGACUGCAGCAGGGAAUCCCUUGCCGCCUCAGCCUUGUGGGACAUGUCCGUGUGCAAUCAACGGGUAUAUGCCUUCUCCCGGAAACACGGCUGUUCUCAAAACGUGUUUUCCAAGAUAAAACUAAUACUUAUCAGCCUACCGAAUGCAGCCAGAGAACGAUCUUCGUUCAACCGCUUGUGCGUCCUUGCUACGCCGCCGGUUGUCGUGUCAUAUUGUGCCGAUUGGAUUCCUUUCUCAGCAUCUCGCGACACAUACGCAUUGUCUUUAUCAGGUGCGAACAAUAACGCCCAUCCAUCUUCCAGUGUAAUUCCGGGCAGAAAGGCCAUGCAUCUCGGGGACUACUUUCCCAGUCGCCGAAGUAAUAUACCGCGCCAUAUCUCAACUCCUGAGUGGAUAGCAGCGAUGAAGUGUCUAGACAUGACCACACCACAUAACUGCCUGAAUACAUUUAAUUACUCCGGCGCUGAUAAUCGACCGGUAGUUGAUAAUUUUUCUGCUCUUUAUAAGCGAAAGGAUUGA
Molecule: messenger RNA, 525 nt
Organism: Paracoccidioides lutzii Pb01
Exons: 2
Coding region: 1-525 (174 amino acids)
Source: RefSeq, a predicted model, not a curated record